Molecule: messenger RNA, 1626 nt
Organism: Anopheles bellator
Lineage: Eukaryota; Metazoa; Arthropoda; Insecta; Diptera; Culicidae
Exons: 5
Coding region: 226-1296 (356 amino acids)
Molecular function (GO): serine hydrolase activity
Source: RefSeq, a predicted model, not a curated record
GCAGGACGGCUCCCAGAACAGGCACGAGAAUUUGGGAAAUUACGAAAUUGCCCGCCCAAAACCUUUUUUUAAUUGCGGGCUCCCGGUUGAGUGGUUUCGCUUAUCUUGCGGGCGUCAAUCUUUUCAUUCGACCGAGGGCAACGGUAAGGCACGAUGCGUUAGUCUUCCGGUAGUUUGCGUAGCGUUCGCGUGUGGUUUCGCGCUUAGGCAGAUCACGAUCACCCAAUGUUCCACGCCGCUUAUCGGGCGUUGCAACGGUCCCAGCACAGCCCCGCGCCGGUACUCCUGCAUAAGCUUUCUGUCGGCGGAAGGAACCAGUUUUCGGUCGUGUCCCACCUGUACGGUGGUCUGGCAGGACAACGGAUAUUCGCAGGAAGUGUCAACAGUUGUAGGAAGUACACCCAAAAGUAUUCCAGAAUGCUGGUGUCGGGACAAAAUGAGGACAAAACGACACAACGGGGGCGCCCCAUCGAACCGGUCAGCUUUACCAAAAACAUGACGUUCUAUAGUAAUGAGAAAAAGGCGUACGAAAAGGAUGACCAGACUUUAAGGCUCAAGCAACCGCUCGAUAGACCGCUUGUAUUUAUAUUCUCAUGGUUGCAAGCCACUGAGAAACACCUGUCGAAAUACGCAGAGUUCUAUCUCGACCAAGGCUUCGAGGUGUUGAGCGUUCACAUUACCCCCUGGCAGUUGGUGUGGCCGGUCAAUGGUUCGCAAAAGGUGGCAGCCGAUGUGGUGAAGUUUCUCCUGAACAACGACUUCCCCGAGAAGAUCGUUCUGCACGGGUUCUCGGUCGGUGGCUAUCUCUGGGGCGAGUGCCUGGUGAAGCUGAACGCCGAUGUCACCGGGCGCCGAACGCUGGAGAAAAUCUGUGGCCAGGUGUGGGACAGUUUGGCUGAUAUUACGGAAAUUCCGGUCGGUGUGCCACACGCCGUGCUGCCGCGAAAUCCCACCCUUCAGGGUAUGCUGCGGAACUACAUAAACUACCAUCUGAAGCUUUUCCAUGACGAAGCGACUCAGUACUACGUGAAGUGUACGCAUCUCUUCCAUCACGAACCGGCCCGCUGCCCUGCCCUGUUGCUGGUAUCGAAAACCGAUCCCGUUGGCACGGAGACGGCCAACCGGAGACUGUGUGGCAUUUGGGAAUCGGUCGGGGUGAAGACGACACUCAAGUGUUGGGAUAAAUCACCUCAUGUGGGCCACUUCCACAAACAUCGGGACGAGUACGUGGAGUUGCUGCACGCGCACCUGCGCUCACUCAAACUGUCAAUGUACAGUCGCAAAGCUAAGCUGUAAUGACCUGGCGACAGCCCGGCAGGCUCGGGCAUCCGCCAAAAAGCGUCCUCUGUGAUUAGCGAGGAGUCCACGAAGGCAAGAUAGGGGCAUCGAGCAAAAAGAAGAUAAUCGAUUUACAGUCAGCUGAAUGGGUGUUCUGAUAAGCGCUGGCCCAGCUGGUGUGAAUACUAUCAUAACUUAGUCGCAGUGCUACAGCUGUUCUUUCUGCUUGGUAAUCCGGAUUACGUGAUUGAUAAGGUGUGUUUAUAUUUAGAUUUUCAGUUACCACAAACGUGCCCAAAAAUGUAUGAGAAGCAGUGGCAUUUUUAACAAUAAACUUGGACUUUGCGU